Molecule: messenger RNA, 155 nt
Organism: Dibothriocephalus latus
Lineage: Eukaryota; Metazoa; Platyhelminthes; Cestoda; Diphyllobothriidea; Diphyllobothriidae
Source: the annotation of a GenBank genome assembly
GCUAAGCGCGCCGCGGAAGAGUGGCUCAAACCUUGCGAUCCGGAGUGGUCACAGAUUCGUCUCCUGGAUGCAGAAAAGGGCUACGAGAGACUCGGAAGGUAACUGCCAACAUUCUCUCGAAAAAAACUUUUGAUAUUGCUCCGUCUGUUUCAUAA